AUGGUAUUCUUGAAAGUUGCUCUGAUGAAGGGUGUGAUGAGAUUUGGGGAGAAGGGGAAGUUAAGUCCCAGAUUUUUUGGUCCAUUUGAGAUCCUAAAACGCAUUGGUAAAGUUGCCUAUGAGUUCGCCUUACUGCCUACACUUGUAGGACUGCAUAAUGUGUUUCAUGUUUCUAUGCUAAGGAAGUAUAUCCCAGACCCUUCUCAUGUUUUGAACUAUGAGCCACUCAAGAUCAAAGACAACUUGACUUAUGAGGAAGUCCCAAUUCCAAUUCUUGACCGCAAGGAUCAAGUGCUACACACCAAGACCAUAUUAUUGGUUAAAGUCCUUUGGAAGAAUCACACAGUAGAGGAGGCAUCUUGGGAGCGAGAAGAUGAGAUGAAAUCAAACUAUCCAAAGUUGUUCGUUAAUGAAGGAGGGCCACAAUUAAAUGGAUUUAUUUGA
This is a messenger RNA of Quercus robur (English oak), 444 nucleotides long. RefSeq lists its product as uncharacterized. Bases 1 to 444 code for a protein of 147 amino acids. NCBI's taxonomy places the organism in Eukaryota, Viridiplantae, Streptophyta, Magnoliopsida, Fagales, Fagaceae. The record is from RefSeq and is a predicted model, not a curated record. The transcript is spliced from 2 exons.